ACAUUCUAUUUUACGAUACCGCUCUGUCCAGCUCAGACGCUGUCACCCUCACCAUCACGCCAUCCUGCCCCUACACGUGGCGUCAGAUUGCGAUCGAUUUCCGUUUCCGUAAUCCAUCUCAUAUACUUUCCCUUGGCGCUCGACUCUCCGACUAUGCAGACCACAACAGAGUCCUACUAAGAAAAUCUGUAUAUCCCCAAAAAGCCCUCCGAGUCUCUUCAAAUUUUCACUCCCUACCCUCAGUGCUCCUGUGAUCAUCCGGCUCUACUUCUCUGCCCUAGUGCCUUCUCCCUCACUCUCCCAGCAACCUGGAAAUGGUGGAGCCGGUGACGCCCGACUGCGACGAGGAACGCUCGCUCCUGCAAGAGUCGAGCAAUGUUGACGAGUCGUGGCGGUUGAACUUCGACGGUUUCCAGGUAUCCUCUGAGCACAAGGAGAAAAGGCCUCCCCGUGGCCUCCAUGACUGCCUUGGGGUUCUAGGCCCGGAAGAUAAUGUGGCAGAGUACUACCAACAACAGGUAGAAAUGCUUGAGGGCUUUACCGAGAUGGAUGUCUUAGCGGAGCGUGGUUUUAUUCCUGGAAUGUCAAAGGAAGAGCAAGAAAAGUUGGCAAACAGUGAGACAUUUGCCAUCAGAAUAUCAAAUGUUGCAAACAUGGUUCUUUUUGCAGCUAAAGUUUAUGCAUCUGUCAGAAGUGGUUCAUUAGCCAUCAUCGCAUCCACAUUAGACUCAUUGCUCGAUCUGUUGUCUGGCUUCAUCCUGUGGUUUACUGCAUUCUCCAUGCAAAGCCCUAACCCAUAUCAGUACCCUAUUGGGAAGAAACGCAUGCAGCCAUUGGGAAUCCUUGUUUUUGCCUCUGUCAUGGCAACCCUGGGACUGCAGAUCAUCCUAGAGUCAAUGCGCACACUAGUUUCUGAUGAGGGUGGGUUCAGAUUGAACAAAGAUCAAGAGCGAUGGGUCGUGGGCAUUAUGCUCUCAGUGACUUUGGUUAAAUUGCUUCUGAUGCUUUAUUGUCGCACUUUCAAGAACGAAAUUGUUAAAGCCUAUGCCCAGGAUCACUUCUUUGAUGUUAUAACUAACGUCAUUGGUCUCGUUGCUGUGCUCCUUGCUAAUUACUUUGAUGAUUGGAUGGACCCUGUUGGAGCUAUCAUUCUGGCCUUGUACACCAUUCGCACCUGGUCCUUGACGGUUUUGGAAAAUGUGAAUACCCUAGUUGGAAAAUCAGCUGCUCCAGAAUAUCUACAAAAACUGACAUACCUUUGUUGGAACCAUCACAAGGCGGUACGGCAUAUAGAUACUGUGCGGGCUUACACCUUUGGCUCUCACUACUUUGUUGAGGUUGACAUUGUCCUGCCAGCAGACAUGCCCUUACAAGUGGCUCAUGACAUAGGAGAAAAGCUGCAGGAGAAGCUCGAGCUCUUGCCCGAAAUCGAGCGUGCCUUUGUUCAUCUAGAUUAUGAGUUCAGUCACAAGCCCGAGCACGCACAGUCACGCUCAUAAAGUGAGGAUUUUUAUUUAUAUAUUACUGUUCCACGUGAAUGCUAGACAUGAUUCGGAACGGGAGGCAAAAUGAAAUGGAAAAAUGUGUAGAUAUUUGGUUAGGCAUCAAGAACAAGUUGGAUUCUUCUAGUUACAAUGGGAAACAAACAUAUGUGUAUGGCUUGUUCCCAA
Prunus mume (Japanese apricot) is the source of this 1670-nucleotide messenger RNA. It is a transcript of the gene MTP11, whose product is annotated as Cation efflux family protein. Gene Ontology annotation, molecular function: manganese:proton antiporter activity. Gene Ontology annotation, biological process: transmembrane transport; monoatomic cation transport. Gene Ontology annotation, cellular component: membrane. Lineage: Eukaryota; Viridiplantae; Streptophyta; Magnoliopsida; Rosales; Rosaceae. The record is from RefSeq and is a predicted model, not a curated record.